Lynx canadensis (Canada lynx) is the source of this 4607-nucleotide messenger RNA. It is a transcript of the gene JAG2, whose product is annotated as jagged canonical Notch ligand 2. Gene Ontology annotation, molecular function: Notch binding; calcium ion binding. Lineage: Eukaryota; Metazoa; Chordata; Mammalia; Carnivora; Felidae. Gene Ontology annotation, cellular component: plasma membrane; protein-containing complex. The record is from RefSeq and is a predicted model, not a curated record. Gene Ontology annotation, biological process: multicellular organism development; heterophilic cell-cell adhesion; cell communication.
GGCCCAUGGGCUAUUUCGAGCUGCAGCUGAGCGCGCUGCGGAACGUGAACGGGGAGCUGCUGAGCGGCGCCUGCUGUGACGGCGACGGCCGGACGACGCGCGCGGGGGGCUGCGGCCACGACGAGUGCGACACGUACGUGCGCGUGUGCCUCAAGGAAUACCAGGCCAAGGUGACGCCCACGGGGCCCUGCAGCUACGGCCACGGCGCCACGCCCGUGCUGGGCGGCAACUCCUUCUACCUGCCGCCGGCGGGCGCCGCGGGGGAUCGGGCGCGGGCACGGGCCCGGGCCGGAGGCGACAAGGACCCCGGCCUCGUCGUCAUCCCCUUCCAGUUCGCCUGGCCGCGCUCCUUCACCCUCAUCGUGGAGGCCUGGGACUGGGACAAUGACACCACCCCGGAUGAGGAGCUGCUGAUCGAGCGGGUGUCGCACGCGGGCAUGAUCAACCCCGAGGACCGCUGGAAGAGCCUGCACUUCAGCGGCCACGUGGCGCACCUGGAGCUGCAGAUCCGCGUGCGCUGCGACGAGAACUAUUACAGCGCCACGUGCAACAAGUUCUGCCGGCCGCGCGACGACUUCUUCGGCCACUACACCUGCGACCAGUACGGCAACAAAGCCUGCAUGGACGGCUGGAUGGGCCGGGAGUGCAAGGAGGCGGUGUGUAAACAGGGGUGUAAUCUGCUCCACGGGGGGUGUGCCGUGCCCGGGGAAUGCAGGUGCAGCUACGGCUGGCAGGGGCGGUUCUGCGACGAGUGCGUCCCAUACCCUGGCUGUGUCCACGGCAGCUGUGUGGAUCCCUGGCAGUGCAAUUGUGAGACCAACUGGGGCGGUCUGCUCUGCAACAAAGACCUGAACUACUGCGGCAGCCACCACCCUUGCACCAACGGGGGCACGUGCAUCAACGCCGAGCCCGACCAGUACCACUGCGCCUGUCCCGAUGGCUACUCGGGGAAGAACUGUGAGCGGGCCGAGCACGCCUGUGCCUCCGACCCGUGCGCCAACGGGGGCUCUUGUCACGAGGUGCCCUCUGGCUUCGAAUGCCACUGCCCAUCAGGCUGGAGCGGGCCCACCUGUGCUCUCGACAUCGACGAGUGUGCCUCCAACCCCUGCGCGGCAGGGGGCACCUGCGUGGACCAGGUGGACGGCUUCGAGUGCAUCUGCCCCGAGCAGUGGGUGGGGGCCACCUGCCAGCUGGACAUCAAGGACUGUCGCGGGCAGUGUCAGCACGGUGGCAUCUGCAAAGACCUGGCGACCGGCUACCAGUGUGUGUGCCCACGGGGCUUCGGCGGCCGGCACUGUGAGCUGCAGCUGAACUCGUGUGCCAGCAACCCCUGCCAUGGUGGCCUCUGUGAGGACCUGGGGGACGGCUUCCGCUGCCGCUGCUCCAAGGGCACCUCGGGGCCGCUCUGCGAGGUAGACGUAGACUUCUGCCAGCCCAGCCCCUGCCGGAACGGAGCUCGCUGCUACAACCUGGAGGGCGACUAUUACUGCGCAUGCCCCGACGACGUGGGCGGCAAGAACUGCUCUGUGCCCAGGGAGUCGUGCCCGGGCGGGGCCUGCAGAGUGAUCGAUGGGUGCGGGUUUGAGUCGGAGUCCAGAGUGGCGGGCAGGGCCCCUUCUGGUGUAUGUGGUCCCCACGGACACUGCGUCAGCCUGCCUGGGGGCAACUUCUCCUGCGUGUGCGACAGCGGCUUCACGGGCGCCUACUGCCAUGAGAACAUCGACGAUUGCCUGGGGCAGCCGUGCCGCAAUGGGGGCACGUGCAUCGAUGAGGUGGACGCAUUCCGCUGCUUCUGCCCCAGCGGCUGGGAGGGCGAGCUCUGUGACACUAAUCCCAACGACUGCCUUCCCGAUCCCUGCCACAGCCGCGGCCGCUGCUACGACCUGGUCAACGACUUCUAUUGCGCCUGUGACGACGGCUGGAAGGGCAAGACCUGCCACUCGCGCGAGUUCCAGUGUGAUGCCUACACCUGUAGCAACGGUGGCACGUGCUAUGACAGCGGGGACACCUUCCGCUGUGCCUGCCCCCCGGGCUGGAAGGGCAGCACCUGCAACAUAGCCGAGAACAGCAGCUGCCUGCCCAACCCCUGCGUGAACGGGGGCACCUGCGUGGGCAGCGGGGACUCCUUCUCCUGCAUCUGCCGGGACGGCUGGGAGGGCCGCACCUGCACGCACAAUACCAACGACUGCAAUCCCCUGCCUUGCUACAACGGUGGUGUCUGCGUUGACGGGGUCAACUGGUUCCGCUGCGAGUGUGCCCCUGGCUUCGCGGGUCCCGACUGCCGCAUCAAUAUCGACGAGUGCCAGUCCUCGCCUUGUGCCUACGGGGCCACGUGCGUGGAUGAGAUCAACGGCUAUCGAUGCAGCUGCCCGCCAGGCCGGGCCGGCCCACGGUGCCAGGAGGUGAUUGUCUUUGGGAGGUCCUGCUGGUCACAGGGCGUACCCUUCCCGCACGGGGGCUCCUGGGUGGAGGAUUGUAACAGCUGCCGCUGCGUGGACGGUCGCCGGGACUGCAGCAAGGUGUGGUGCGGGCGGAAGCCUUGCCUGCUGGCCGGCCGGCCCGACACCCUAAGCGACCAGUGCCCGCCGGGGCAGCGGUGCCAGGAGAAGGCCCCUGGCCAGUGCCUGCAGCCACCCUGCGCGGCGUGGGGCGAGUGUGGCGCCGACGAGCCCCUGCUGCCCAGCACCCUGUGCUUGCCGCGCUCCAGCCACUUGGACAACAACUGUGCACGCCUCACUUUGCACUUCAACCGAGACCAAGUGCCCCAGGGCACCACCGUGGGCGCCAUCUGCUCCGGGAUCCGCGCCCUGCCCGCCACAAGGGCGGCGGCCCGUGACCGCCUGCUGGUGCUGCUCUGUGACCGGCCGUCUUCUGGGGCCAGCGCCGUCGAGGUGGCUGUGUCCUUCAGCCCCGCGAGGGACCUGCCCGACAGCGGCCUGAUCCAGAGCGCGGCGCACGCCAUCGUAGCCGCCAUCACCCAGCGGGGCAACAGCUCGCUGCUGUUGGCGAUCACCGAGGUCAAAGUGGAGACGGUGGUCGUGGGCGGCUCUUCCGUGGGUCUGCUGGUGCCGGUGCUGUGCGGCGUGUUCAGCGUGCUGUGUCUGGCGUGUGUGGUCGUUUGCGUGUGGUGGACCCGGAAGCGCAGGAAAGAGCGGGAGAGGAGCCGGCUGCCGCGGGAGGAGAGCGCCAACAACCAGUGGGCCCCUCUCAACCCCAUCCGCAACCCCAUCGAGCGGCCGGGCGUCGGCGGCCACAAAGACGCGCUGUACCCGUGCAAGAACUUCACGCCGCCGCCGCGCCGCGUGGGCGAGCUGCUGCCCGGGCCCGCGGGCUGCAGGGCAGGCGGGGGGGAGGACGACGACGACGAGGAGCCCGGCCGUGCCGAGGGACUGCCUGGAGGCCGAGAAGUUCCUCUCCCGCAAAUUCACCAAAGACCCCAGCUGCUCCCCGGGAGGCCGGCCCGCUGGGCCUCGGGCCCCAAAGUGGACAACCGCGCGGUCAGGAGCGCCAGUGACUCGCGCCACGCCGGCCCGGAGUAGCGCGGAGGCCGGCCCUCGGGGCCGCGACCGGGACCCUUCACCGGGAGCCACACCACCCGCCAGAUGGAAGGAGGCCCAGGCCGUGUGCAUAGUUUCUUUAUUUUGUGUAAAAAAACACCAAAAACCAAAAACAAAUGUUUAUUUUCUACGUUUCUUUAACCUUGUAUAAAUUAUUCGAUGACCGUCAGGCGGAGAACAAUGGAGUAUUCUCGGAUAGUUGCUAUUUUUGUAACGUUUCUGUGUGUCGCACUCGCUGCGUGGCAGGAGAGAGCAAAGGGUGUCUGUGUCCUCACCAAAUCGUCUGUUCGUUAGCAGAGGUGGUGCACUGUUUACAGAAUCUUCCUUAUUAUUCCUCAUUUGGCGUCCUCGGUGGCUCCAGGCCAAAGAGCCAGUGGGACCUGUGGCUGUUGAUGUGGCCCGUGGCGUUGGUGGGACAACCCACGGCUGUUGGCGUGCCUCAUGGCAUCGGCGGGACCCGCGGUGACACAACGGCCCGUGGCCGUCGGUGGGACCACCCGUGGCUCUUGGCGUGGCUCGUAGUUGUUGAUAUGGCCUGAGGCUGUCCGUGGGACCCGUGGCUGUCGGUGGGACCCCCUGUGGCUGACAGCGCAGCCCGUGGUUGUCGGUGUGGCCUGAGGCUGUCGGUGGGACCCAUGAUGUGCGGCGUGGCCCGUGGCUGUCGGUGGCGCUUGAGGUCAGCAGAGGCCUGCGUUCGGCAGGGCCGGGCCCCCCGGGGGCAGACCCCGGUUGGCUCCCUGGCCGGCCCCUCCCGCCCGCCGACCUCGCCUCCUCCUGCCUGGAGCGCUCGCUGUAGAGAUCUCUCAACUGUGUUUUCGGAAGUGCCCUUCCCGACUGCUCUGUUGUCCCUGGGACGGGGGCAGCGUCGAAGCUCACGACAAGUGCCUUCACACAGACUCUCCCCUCGCAACGGUCCGCGUCUGCCGUGGACUCCAGGCUGCUGCCCACCUGCCGGCCCCGGCCCCCCUCCUCGUGAAAGUGCAUUUUUGUAAAUAUGUACAUAUUAAAUGAAUCACUCUGUAUAUUUGAUUUAAUAACUUAAACGUUUUG